Otolemur garnettii (small-eared galago) is the source of this 5670-nucleotide messenger RNA. It is a transcript of the gene HOOK1, whose product is annotated as hook microtubule tethering protein 1. Bases 206 to 2347 code for a protein of 713 amino acids. NCBI's taxonomy places the organism in Eukaryota, Metazoa, Chordata, Mammalia, Primates, Galagidae. The record is from RefSeq and is a predicted model, not a curated record. Gene Ontology annotation, cellular component: cytoplasm; centrosome. The transcript is spliced from 20 exons. Gene Ontology annotation, biological process: cytoplasmic microtubule organization; cytoskeleton-dependent intracellular transport. Gene Ontology annotation, molecular function: dynein light intermediate chain binding; microtubule binding.
AACCCGGGAGGGAGGCGGGGGAGUGUGGGAGGGGGUGACGCCGGCGACGUCGGCUGCGCGAGGUUCCGCGCGUGAGCGGCGCCGGCGCUGGGCCUGGCCACCGAGCUUUCCCCGCGGGCUAGCAGGUCUCGACGCCGGCUCCUGGAGCAGCGCGGGCAGGAGGGAGGUGUAGGUGUCAGCGGUGUAGUCGACGGCUGCUCCGGCCAUGGAGGAGACGCAGCCGCUGCCACAGCCUGAGCUGUCGCUGUGCGACAGCCUCAUGAUCUGGCUGCAGACGUUUGAGACUGCCUCGCCCUGUCAAGAUGUCAAACAGCUGACCAGUGGAGUCGCCAUGGCACAAGUUCUUCAUCAAAUUGAUGCAGCUUGGUUCAACGAAUCUUGGUUAAGCCGAAUUAAAGAGGAUGUUGGGGAUAACUGGAGAAUAAAGUGGAUAUAUUACUGGGAAAAUGUGCAUAAAGGCAUAGCUGUGAUAAAUGAAUUUUUAUAUUCUGUUAAUUGGAUGAGUAAGGUACUGUGGGUAAAGAGUAGAUUUUUCUCAGAUUGGAUUUUUUUUUUUUUAAUCAUAGAACAUAUUCAAAAUAUAAUGACCCUGGAAGAGUCUGUUCAACAUGUGGUCAUGACUGCUAUUCAAGAGUUGAUGAGCAAAGAAAUACUGAGCUCUCCUGCAAAUGAUGCCGUUGGAGAAUUAGAGCAACAGCUUAAAAAGGCCUUGGAAGAGCUUCAGGAAGCACUAGCAGAAAAAGAGGAGCUGAGGCAGAGGUGUGAAGAGCUGGACAUGCAGGUGACUGCACUUCAAGAUGAAAAAAAUUCACUAGUUUCUGAAAAUGAGCUGAUGAAUGAGAAGCUUGACCAGCUGGAUGGCUCUUUUGAUGAUCCAAAUACAAUGGUUGCAAAAAAGUAUUUCCAUGCCCAGUUACAACUAGAACAACUACAGGAAGAAAACUUCAGGCUUGAAGCUGCAAAAGAUGAUUACCGUGUUCACUGUGAAGAGCUUGAAAAGCAGCUGAUUGAGUUUCAGCACAGGAAUGAUGAGCUGACCAGUCUCGCUGAGGAGACAAGAGCCCUGAAAGAUGAAAUCGAUGUUCUGAGGGCUACUUCAGAUAAAGCAAAUAAACUGGAGUCAACAGUUGAGAUCUAUCGUCAGAAGCUGCAAGAUUUGAAUGACCUUCGCAAGCAGGUGAAAACUUUACAGGAAACCAACAUGAUGUAUAUGCACAACACAGUCAGCUUGGAAGAGGAAUUGAAGAAGGCCAAUGCGGCCCGCACACAGUUAGAGACAUACAAAAGGCAGGUUCAAGAUCUUCACAUUAAGCUUUCCUCUGAAUCCAAAAGGGCAGACACACUAGCAUUUGAAAUGAAGCGGCUUGAAGAAAAACAUGAAGCUCUACUUAAGGAAAAAGAGAGACUAAUAGAGCAGCGAGAUACUCUGAAAGAAACGAAUGAAGAGCUUCGAUGUUCACAAGUACAACAGGAUCACCUAAACCAAACAGAUGCAUCUGCUACAAAGAGUCAUGAGAAUCUGGCUGCUGAGAUUAUGCCGGUGGAGUAUAGGGAGGUGUUUAUUCGACUGCAACAUGAAAAUAAGAUGCUUCGCUUACAGCAGGAAGGUACCGAGAAUGAGCGUAUUGAAGAACUUCAAGACCAGCUGGAACAGAAACACCGCAGGAUGAAUGAACUGGAGACCGAGCAAAGGUUGAGCAAAGAGCGUAUCCGAGAAUUGCAGCAGCAGGUUGAGGAUCUCCAGAAAUCUUUACAGGAACAAGGCUCCAAGUCUGAAGGCGAAAGUUCCAGCAAAUUAAAGCAGAAGUUGGAAGCUCAUUUGGAAAAACUAACAGAGGUCCAUGAAGAAUUACAGAAGAAACAAGAGCUCAUUGAAGAUCUUCAGCCAGAUGUAAAUCAAAAUGUGCAAAAGAUCAAUGAACUUGAAGCCGCUCUUCAGAAGAAAGAUGAAGAUAUGAAAGCAAUGGAGGAAAGAUACAAAAUGUACUUGGAGAAAGCCAGGAAUGUGAUAAAAACAUUAGAUCCCAAGUUAAAUCCAGCAUCAGCUGAAAUAAUGCUACUGAGAAAGCAGUUGGCAGAGAAAGAGAGAAGAAUCGAGAUUCUGGAGAGUGAAUGUAAAGUAGCAAAAUUCCGUGAUUAUGAAGAAAAACUCAUUGUUUCUGCUUGGUAUAAUAAGAGUCUCGCGUUCCAGAAACUGGGCAUGGAGUCCAGGCUCGUGAGUGGCGGCAGUGCUUGCAAAGACGCAGGCACGUACGCCCCGGCGCGGUCCUUCCUGGCCCAGCAGCGACACAUCACCAACGCCAGAAGAAGUCUCUCUGUCAGAGUUCCUGCUACAACACCUGAUUAAACUGCAAAAGGAAAGAUAAACAGAAGUGCCCUUAAAAUAUUUUAUACUUUUCAACUAACUACCAGAUUGAAAAAGAAGUUUAUGAUGCUGGAUGCCAGGUAUUUCAAAAUCAGAAUGCAUCAAAUUAAUUUUUCCAGCCGACUUUGAAAACAGUGUAGAACUAGCUGUCUCUCUCGGGGAGCACGUUGGAAUAAUUGGAAGCUAUAGUUACACAGACAUCUCAAACAUUUGUCUUUUGAGAGUAUUAUAAUUUCAGAUUGACUUUGUAUAUUUUAAUAUUCUCAGUUAUACCAGUAACUUAAUUAAUUUGCAAUAUAUAAUCAGUAAUAUGAAUUUUAAAACAUAUCUAGAUCUGUUGUAUUUUCUUUUUGGUUCAUAUAAACAAUGGUCUUGAGGUAGGCACAUUGUGAACUAUCCAUGGGCGAUGUCUUUGGGUAAGUGCGAGGCUGCAUUUCCACCCCCCAGCUCCUUUGUUGAGUGUGUACAGAUAUUUCAUUAUGUCAUGGAAGAUAGGUAUGGAAUAUUUGUUAUUGGAAUGACAUUGCUAUAGUAAAAGUGACUAACUGAAGAUUUUUCAGAUUGUGAAGGGGUCCCAGUUCUCGUAUAUACUUCCCAUAAGCCAGGGCUUCUGGACAGCGAGGGUGAAAUGCUGAGAGUCGGAAAUCAAUUGACAUUUGUGGGAGGUGACUUUCUGAUGGAAAGCAAGCUAAAAAAUAUGUUUUGUGUUAAGGUUUACGUAUUCCUUAGUAUAUAAUUCAUGAGAGUUCAGUUAUUUGGAGCAUGAAAUGAUGUCUUCUGCUAAAAAAAAAGAUAUGGUAUUAUGUAAUAGUUUUACCUCCUCAUUGCAAAGAGAUAUAAUGAUAAAAAUAUUGGGGAUCAGUUUGACUUCUAUUCACUGAUGGAAGAGUUUCUCUGGCUUAGUUUGUGGUACCCAGUUCAUUUCUGUCAAGAGGUCUCCUUUACAAAGGUUAUUACUUUUGAAUUUGGGGAUCAUUUUUAAAAGUUACCACCUUGGAAUUUCCAUUGUGUUAAAUCUAUGUUGUUCUAUGUUGUAGCCACAAGAUAGAUGUGGCAAUUGAAAUUAAUUAAAAUUAAAAAUUUAGUUUCUUGGUUGCACCAGCCACAUUUCAGACACUCAGUAGCCAUAGGUGGCUGUGGCUCCUCUGUCAAACCAAACAGCUAGAGAACAUUUCUAGCAUUGCAAGACGUUCUUUUGGAGAGCACCAUGCUAAGUCAUCUUAUAACUUAGAAAUACUCUUUGGUAUUAGGCUACAAAAAUUAAAGAAAGAAAAAUGUUAGGACUGUUUCCAGUGUAAAAAGGAAAUUGGAUUGUGACCUAAUUAACAUCUUCCAUUCUGUGUAGAGGAUGCCUUAUACUGUGACAACACAGGUGAUUGUUCCCGUGCUGGUCAGCAAAGGCACACAUGUCUACAGUGUCUAGGCAGGGGUGAGUGAGCUUUCUGUGAAGGGACGGGUGCUAGAUGUUUUAGUAAAUACCAUAGGUUUUGUGAGCUGCACAGUGUCUGUUCAAGUCCUCAACCCUGCCAUUGUGGGCUGAGAGCAGCGACACACAGUGUAUAAACAAAAUGCGUGUGGUUGUGUUCAGUGAAACUUUCUUUACAUACACAGGUGAUAGGUCAGAUGUGGCUUGCAGGUUGUAGCUGUGGUCUAGAUUUUCUCAGCCUUUCUUUGCAAAUACAGUCUAAGUAUUGUUCCAUUUAUAGUAUUACUCAUUUACAUACCUGGUUUUUAGAUUCUUGCCUGGUAAUUUUUUAAUAACUGAAAAUGGAAAUUUCAUACUGCAUUCGGGUCUCUAAGAUUAGGGAGCAUCAGUCAGGAUAUCGUUUUUUAUCAGGGUUACUUCUGUUGACUACCUCUUAGAUUGGGAUGUGAUUAUACUGUUGAUUUGCAUUUUCAUAUGUUUUGGUAGUGUCUGCUUGCCUAUGACUUUUAGUGAAAUGAAAUAAGUCUUCGAAAAUACUUUAGCAUGCUGUUCAAAAUUUUCUAAAUCUGAUGGCAUUUUGGUAUAUUUUGGUUAGUGAAGACACCCGCCCCCUUUAGUGUUUCUAUACUUAAAAUUGAGAGUUUCUGAGCUCUUCAAGCUCUCUUUUAAAGGAAUUUAUUGUAAAAUGUUAACUUUAAUAAAUUAAUGUUUUCAUAGUUCAGUUGCUCAUAAAUUUCCAAUUAUUAUACUUGGAAUUUUUACAUAAUACAAUUUCUGAAUGAGGAUAAUAAGGCUAGAUUGUUUUUUUUAAUACAGAAAAAGCAAAUUGUCUGAUUUAUCACUUUUCUAGGUGAUAAGUAGAAUUUAAAAUGUUUGAUUUAUAAGUAUUUAUACAAGACUAAUGUAAUUUAAAAUUCUAUAUUAUUGUGAUGAAUCGUACAGAUCAGGAACUGAUCAGAAGUGAGAUUCUUUCCACAUCUGGUUACUGUAGUGAGGUUGACACCCUGUGGGUGGUACGGCAUUAUAAAUAUUUCAUCAUGAACAAUCAUUUAUAUACAUCUGUGAGGCAUAUACCGGGGAAGAGAUUUUUGGAGUUCAUCUGUUUGAUAAGGAAUUAAGCAACUUGGUGAUUAUAAAGUUAAACCACAGACGAAUUUGAAAAUGAUCUUUAAUUGUGAGCAUUUGUUCUAAGGUUAAUAUUCCUUUGUCUUUUUAAAAUAAAAGUUGUGUAAAUAUGACAGUGAUGUCUAUCCUGAGAUUAAACUAAUGAAUUGAGAAAUUUAUUUGAAGUGUAUUCUAUUUUUCAAUGAAUAAGGCUGUCAAACUAAUGAUUUAGUAGAGAUUAAGAAUUAACGUCUUGUCUAGAAAAAUCUCCCUGAGUAUUCUUCAUGACGAUGUCAUCUUUGAUCACUGGAGCACUAAUUUGAAUGUAGUGUUUUCACCUCUGCACCUGUUUCUGUGUAGGGCGCAUCUGUCCCUACGGAGGGGGUAGCUUUUAGGCCAGGGUAUUUGUCUGUGUUAGGUUCUCUGUACGUAUAUUUAAUGAGAAGCAUUCCUAUGUAAAAAUGUGUGUAUAUGGUUGUACGCAUACAUUCUUAUUGUGAACUUGUACAUUGCAAAGAAGUAGUUUGCAAAUUUGUAAAGCACAAACUAUAAGAGAAAAUAAUGUAAACUUGAUGUUCCAUAAAUGUAAUGUCUAGUUUAUAAAAGGCCCUUUCUAUUUUCUAUGGCAAAGACUUUGACACUUGAAAAAUAGAAGCAAUACUUGAUUUAUUUUUGUAAGUAUUUAGGAUAUUAUUUUAAAUAAAUGAUUGUCCAGUAACGAUAUAAUACUUGUGAAAUGUUUCAAGUAAAUAAACUUUCUGCUUCUGUGUCUGUU